Messenger RNA from Rana temporaria (common frog), 996 nucleotides. RefSeq names its product GTP cyclohydrolase I feedback regulator (gene GCHFR). Gene Ontology annotation, molecular function: GTP cyclohydrolase binding. Gene Ontology annotation, biological process: negative regulation of biosynthetic process. The coding region runs from base 126 to 380 and encodes 84 amino acids. The record is from RefSeq and is a predicted model, not a curated record. Gene Ontology annotation, cellular component: cytoplasm; nucleus. Lineage: Eukaryota; Metazoa; Chordata; Amphibia; Anura; Ranidae. The transcript is spliced from 3 exons.
GCGAGUGGAGACGUGUCAAGAAUGCCGAAGGUCACAUCAGCAGAGAGCCCUGAAUCUGAUCUGGUGGAGUGACAGCGGAGAGGAGAGAAGAGGAGAGGAGAGGGGCGAUCAUCAUCAUCAUCAUUAUGCCGUACAUACUGAUCAGCACCCAGAUCCGCCUGGAGAUUGGCCCUACAAUAGUUGGAGAUGAAAGUUCUGAUCCAGAGUUGAUGGAGAAGCUUGGAGCCACCAGAAGAACUGUACUUGGGAAUAAUUUUGCAGAAUAUUUUGUAAAUGAGCCUCCACGUGUGACACUGAACAAGCUGGAGAAUUUAGGAUACCGUGUUGUCAGUAUGACAGGAGUUGGGCAGACUCUUGUAUGGUGCCUACAUAAGGAGUAGACAUGCUGUGCCUCACCAGCACCAAAGACUGCUUCAGAUGCCCAUGUGAGCAGCAUCCUGCGAUGUUCCUGAAGAAUUUUUCCCACUGAUAAGUGCAAGAUAGGGUUGCCGAGUUUUUAAAAUGAAGUAUAAUCCUUAUACAUAAGUUUGGAUCUUGCUUGCAUGUUGCAAUGGUGAAUUUGCCACAACAAUAUUAAUAUACUGCCAGUGUUAAUUAAUGUCCUGUGGGCAAUGGUUUAGGUCUGUGCAACUGUACAUUCCUGUGGAACUACAAAUCCAUAUCUUUAUUGCUUGAUUUUCUUAUGUUCCUUCAAUGUGAUUAAAACAUUUGUAUUUUUUAUUUUAUUUGUUUAAUGAAUCAAAAUGUCUUCUUUAAUUAUAAGUAGUCACCCUGCCUUUAGUACUUUAGAAUGAUCAGUCCAGCGAGCAAUGAGAUAGAAUAGCCUAUGGUGACCUAUUUUUGAGUAGUUUAGUAUUAUCAGGACAAUGAAAGCACAUUUCUUCCAAGCCGCUGUUAUGCAUCGCUGGAUAUCAAUGCAUUUGCUAUAGCGCAAAGUCUGUUGUGUCAAAAAAUAAAAAAAGUAUACAUUUGUAUGCAUGCUUUACGAUUUAGGAA